This is a messenger RNA of Closterium sp. NIES-67, 2599 nucleotides long. The record is from the annotation of a GenBank genome assembly. Lineage: Eukaryota; Viridiplantae; Streptophyta; Zygnematophyceae; Desmidiales; Closteriaceae.
ACUCUACGACUUCAGGCUCGUUACCUCAGAGUCCAUGGCUGUCGCCUGACGUGCCAUCAUCAACCACUAAUCUCAGUUGGAUUUUUUUUAGCUCUAAUUUUACGUCUAGUAUAUCUUCACAUCUUUAUUUCGGAGCAGCUCUCUUCCACUCUGACGGACUCCUACGGCUCAGCUCGUUUCCUCGAAAUCCAUGGCUGACGUCUGCGAUUCCCUCACCGAUCAGUAACCUUAUCCAAACGCUAUUCCCGCUCUAAGUCUUAAAUUUUCAUCUAUAUCUUCAUAUCUGCUCAGGUCAUACGGAGCAUCUCUACUCUAGACAUGUAGAGCUUCUAGAGCAGCGCUAUCAUCAUACUUAUUCGGCGGCGUUUCCUGACGGUGACUAUUGCAACGGCGUUUUCUGAGGGUGAUGGCCGCGACGGUUUUCGAGGAAACCAUGGAUUUUGUAGCCCGCCAUACCAUCACUGACUGGUGCAAGAUCUUCCGAACAAUCCUAUAUAGUCACUCCGAACAGCUGUAGUCGAUACAUUUCGAGAGUCUAUUCUAGUCCCUUCGAAGUUUGGAGUUAAUAUUCUGUAGUCCGGCGCAACUCAUUUCCAGGCAUGUGGAGUAGGAAUAUUCUAGUGAGCUGGAGCAGCGCUACUCUAGUCGUUUCGAGCGGCCUCGUUUCGAGCAAUCUUAAGACCGUGACGGACGACUUAUCGAGAUGGUUGGUCGUGGCACCAGAUGGUUGGUUGUAGCGAGAUUUCUCGUAGAUUCGUCUCCCGCUUUCCUUCUAAAGCGAGUCACCGGACGGUUUGGCUUUCAUGCGACCAAGAUUGCGGGAUUGGUCCCUGGUCACGGCCAAGGUGCAGACGACGGCGGCGACGGCAACGCUCGCGAUCUCACCGGCGAUCUGGCUGGCGGCUUCUAACGACGAUUACUUGCGAGACGGCGACUUAUCACGGUCAUUCGCGAAACGGUGACUUCUGACGGUUUAGGGAGACGGCGACUUCUAACAGCCAUUCUCGAAACUUCGAUUUCUGAAGGUGAUAAGCGGAACGUGCUUCUGACGGGCAUUCUCAGAACGGUGGCUUCCUGGUCAUUAGUUUGCGAAACGGCGACGAUGUUGGUUGGAAACGGCGUCGUUUGGCGGUCGCUCACGAGACGGAGACUUCUGACAAUCAGGCGUGAGACUGCGAAAUCGGACGGCCACUCGCGAGACGACGAUAUCUGACUGUCAUUAGCUGGAUGGCGGGUUCUGCCGGUCAUUCGCCAAAUGGCAACUUCUGACGGUCACUCGCAAGACGGCGACUCCAGACGAUCGUUCCCAACCUGGCGACUAUUGACGGUCAUCAGCGAGACGGCGGCUUCAACGGUCACUCGCGAGACGGCGAUUUCGGACGAUCGUUAGCGAGACAGCGGCUUCUGACGGUCACUUGCGAGACGGCGACGCGACUUCUCCCGGUAACUAGAGGAACGGCGACUUGUUUCGGUGAUUGGAAACGGCGUCUUUCGACGGUCAUUCGCAAGGCGGCGGCUCGUGACGGUCACUCGCGAAACGGCGACUUGUAACGGUCAUUCGCAAGACGGCGACUAAUGAUGGUCAUCAGCGAGACGGCGACGAAUGGCGAAGGCGAAGGGCGAACGUGCUCGAAGGACCAAGGGCGAACGUGCUCGUCGAACGCGCGAGUACGUGCUCGGAGGACGCGCCAGUCACGCGACAUGGGGUGUAAAGGCGAAGGACGACAGCCACCAGUGGCGCACGGUGACUGCUGGUGCGGGAGGUGCUGGCGCGGCUGCGGCUGGAGUGAAGCAGAUGGUGUGGCUGGUGCUGGAGCAACCUACCUCUGCUGCUGCUGGCGCUCGCAACUGUCACCCGUGCAGCUAAGUGCACUUCCCAACCCCGCUCCUCGUCCUUUUCACUUAUCUUUGCCUGCUUACGAUGGCCCGUGACACUUUCGCAUGGGAGGGGGUAAGAUUUGAGUGAGAUAGUACUGGUGUGUGGCGAUGGUAGCCCGUGGCACUGGGGCAGUAGGGCUCAUGCUAGAGUUGCAGGGGGUUAGAAACGCAUUCAUCCUCAUGCCCGCGUCCCUCUCUUACCUAGUCCCCCUUGCUUGCUAGCUCGCUGCCCUGGUGCCGUGCUCCUUGCGCUGCGCCUCCCACGAAGCUCCCAACCCCUCCCAUGCCGAGAUGCCAUGGGUUAUGCUCAAUUGCCUUUCCUCUUUUUGUACCCCGUACCCCGUUUCACAUGGUGCACUUCCUCGCCUGCUUGCUCGCACUUCCUUCAUGCGUUCGGUUUCGUGCAUCUCUCCCCAACCCAUUCCCUUGUCCCAGGCCCAACGGCAACAGAGCAGCAGAGAGUGCAAGCAGCGUCCUGCAAAGGAGAAGAGUGGGGCCCCAACCAUCAGGAGAAGUUCAUUUUGGGGUGAUUGGCGCAUAGCGAUGGUAGCGCAUGGCACUGGGGCGGAAGGGUUCAUACUAGAGUUGUAGGGGGUAGAAACGCAUACAUCCUCAUGCCCGCGUCCCUCUCUUCCCUAGUCCCCCUCGCGUGCUAGCUCCAUGUCCUGGUGCUGUGCGCUACCAUCGCCCUUUCUCUUUCAGUUGGGCUUUGCACCGUGUU